This is a messenger RNA of Ruditapes philippinarum (Manila clam), 1491 nucleotides long. Its product is annotated as cyclic AMP-dependent transcription factor ATF-4-like. Gene Ontology annotation, molecular function: RNA polymerase II transcription regulatory region sequence-specific DNA binding; DNA-binding transcription activator activity, RNA polymerase II-specific. Gene Ontology annotation, cellular component: nucleus. The transcript is spliced from 3 exons. The record is from RefSeq and is a predicted model, not a curated record. Gene Ontology annotation, biological process: regulation of transcription by RNA polymerase II. The coding region runs from base 230 to 1357 and encodes 375 amino acids. NCBI's taxonomy places the organism in Eukaryota, Metazoa, Mollusca, Bivalvia, Venerida, Veneridae.
AGGAUGAAACUACGCACGUUGCCGCAAAUCAUGACUGAAAGGUAACGAAUACAGAAUAACAGAACACGCUUACCGCUAAUAUGGACGAGUGAACCUUCACAACAAACCUGUGCAAAAGCAGUGCUUUGCACCAAGAACAAUUACAUUAUCAACAUGGCGUCUUUUCACCAUUUCCUAUUCCUGGCAAUUGCCAUAUAUCAAUUUGAAAGUCGGACAGAAAUAAAGCAAGAUGGAAUUCAUGGACCAAAUGAAUUUGUUCGAGGACCCAUUGGGUCUGACAACAGACUUGUUUGUGGAUGAUCUGGGUACGGAGGGUAGCAUUCUUGAUUUUGGCCUAGAUGGGGGUCUGAAAUAUCAGUCAGCUACCCAGGAGUCUCUAGAGGACUUGCUUCUUACAGAUACUCCAGCAGACUCUCUUGGAGAAGAAUGGAUGGAAACUGUGGAUUUCCAAAACCUCCUGAACACUGACAGGGGCUGUGAAAAUGCUCCAGUCGCAAUUAAAGUUGAAAAAUCAGAGCCUCGCCCUGAAGGGAUGAAACAGGCUGCCUUUGAUAUAUUGAAGGCCCUGUUAACUGGCCAACAGCCAGCAAAGACGGAGAUAUCUCUAGAUUUGCUCAAGCCAGUUGAGAAAGAUCUUCAUGUGGAAGCAGUAGCUGCAAUCUCCCCAGUUGCUGAGGUUCCUGAUAUAGACUUUCCCACCUAUGAUAGUAUCAACAUGUUGCUUGGAGGUGUUGACAAUCAAGUCAUCCAUUCUUUUGAAGAUUUAAUUCAACCUGAGGUUUCUUUAGACAAUGGUGAUGUUAUUGAAUUACAACCAUUACAGUCUGGUCAAAAUUUUUCACUUGACUCUUCUGUUGAGGCUCCAGUGUUACUUUUACAGGACAACUUUAAGACAGAGAGUCUGAGUGUAAGUUCUUUCUGUGAUGCAGAUGUUGAAUCAAUUUUAUCUUCAGGACCUACCUCCCCAUCUGAUACUUGUCAAGACAUGAGCACAAUUGAUACCAGCUAUUUCAGUGACAGUAGCAGCCAGUCAAGUUCUGCUAAAAGUAUACAAGUGUCAAGUGAGGAUUUCACAAAACUUAAAUCAAAAAGUAAGAAAAACAAGUCUAAAAGUUCUCCGUAUGAUUCACAUAAAGUUUCAGAUAAAAGACUAAGGAAGAAAGUGCAAAACAAGAAUGCGGCCACCCGGUAUCGAGAAAAGAAAAGGCAGGAAAAGGAAACGUUGCAGGAACAGGAAGUUCGUCUCUCGGACACUAACAAAGCUCUACGUGAAAAGGUUGAAUCAAUUCAAAGAGAAAUUCAAUACAUGAAAGAACUAAUGAAUGAAAUAAAUAAAGCUAAACAAUCUAAAAUAUAAGUUGAAAAAGUGUUUGUAGAGAUCUACUUUAUGUUUCUGUAACAUUGCUUUUUUCAUUCAUACAUUGUACAUUCAUUCAUCUCAUUGUAAUUUAUGUCAAAUCAUUUUAGUUUGAUUAAAAUGCAAAAAGGUAA